Chironomus riparius is the source of this 1335-nucleotide messenger RNA. NCBI's taxonomy places the organism in Eukaryota, Metazoa, Arthropoda, Insecta, Diptera, Chironomidae. The record is from the annotation of a GenBank genome assembly.
AAAGAAACAGCACAGAAUCAGCUGUACAUUCACAAAUAUUUACAUCCAAAUUCUAAGAAUUAAAUUACAUCAACUAAUUUCAUAAUGGAAGAAAGUGGGAGUGCUGAAGAUGAUUUAAAGAACUUCCGUAAUCAGUGGCAACGAGAAAUUGAAGAAAGUCAGCAAAGAGAUGAAUCUAGCAAUGAAACAAGAGAAAAAAUGGCAAGGAAGUUAUUUUUGGAAGGUAUUGAACUAGAAAGAGCACGAAAGUAUUUUGAAGCAGUAAAGUUGUACAGACGUGCAGUACAAUUGGAACCGAACAUUGAAUAUAAAGUUUAUCAAGCAACUCUUGCUGAAAAUGAGCAAAAAGCUGCAUAUUCAAAGAAUAUUGCAAGUUCCAGUAAAGGAAGUACUGAAAAUACACAGAUCGAGAAUGAUGAUGACGACCUUGAAGACUUGAUCGAUAGCUUUCAAAAAGAGUUGUCAUUAGAAAAUAAACCAAUUUGUGAGAGUUCUUACUUGCCUGGAACCUUAAGAACGGGAAAACACAUAUCAGCACUUCCAGUUGAAGUUUUACUUCUUAUUUUGAAGUAUGUAGUCAGCAAUGACCUCGAUAUGAAGUCUCUUGAACGAUUUGGUCGCGUUUGUAAGGGAUUCUUCCUACUAUCAAGAGAUCCAGAGAUAUGGAAGCUUGCAUGCUACAAAGUAUGGAAAAAUAAUGUUUCACCAGCUACUGAAAGCCUUACAUGGCGUGAUAUCUAUAUUAAUAGAUGUCGUGUGCUAUUUGAUGGUUGUUAUAUAUGUAAAAUUAAUUAUCAACGGCUCGGUGAGAAUUCAUUCCAAGAUCAAUUUUAUCGUCCUGUACAAAUUGUUGAAUACUUCCGUUUAAUCCGAUUUUUCGCUGACGGCACUUUAUUCAUGAUGACUUCCGCUGAUGAGCUACAAAAUAGUGUAAAUAGGCUUAAAAACCCUAAGAUUGCAAUACAAUCACGCGAGAUUUUAAAAGGAAAUUAUCAUUAUCAAGAUAAUCACGUACUUAUCGUCAUCAAGAAAACUCCAUCGAAUGGCACUCAAAAGUAUAAGAGGAAAAAUGUUGAAAACGAUAGCUGCUUGACAUUCUUUAUGGAACUAGAGAUUGGUGACUCGCCAAGAAGAAAUUUCGCUAAAUUAUCAUGGAAGAAUUAUUCUAGUUUUUUCACCGAAUGUAACGAAUGUUUGCAAUAAAUUGAAAUUUUGUGUUGUUUUCAAACUGAUCUGAUCUUGAUUGUUAUUAUCUGCUGCUGGAGCCAUGACUGCUGUUUGACUUAAUAAUUCGUCGCUACCUCUCUGCGAAUAGAACAUGAAAGUAAAGAAGAG